GGUAUGUGCAGUUUGCCUGCUAAGUCAGCAAAACAAGUAGAAAUUUUUGAUUAGGGAAUUACAUAUCUUUUACCAGGCAUGGGAGAGAAGUGUGAAGGAAUGACAUCUAUUUUUCAAAUUUCUUCACUUCAGAAAUCAUGGCACAAGAUGUUUCAGGCAUGAACAAUCGGAAAGGGAAGCACUAUCACAGGGAAAGUCCUUUUUAGAGCUGAUGUCCUGAUGGAUAUAUUCUUAUCCUCAAUGGGUGACUUUGAUAAAAUAUGGCGAGAACAUUGUGAGGAUGAAGAAACUCUCUAUGAAUAUGCUGAGGCAAUGAAAAACCUGGCGGAUAAUCACUGGGCUAAAACUUGUGAAGGAGAAGGUCGCAUUGAAUGGUGCUGCAGUGUAUCCAGGGAAUAUUUUCAAAAUGGUGGAAAACGGAAGGCACUGGAAAAAGAUGAGAAAAGAGCAGCUCUUGCUACUAAAAGCAUUCAAACUGCAAGUGUUCAUCCAAGUUCAAAAAUGGAGGUUUCUACUGAUAAUUCAAGCCUUAGUUCUGUAUUGGAUGAAUUGCUACAUCCUUCAGGAAAGAUAAGAUUACUUGAUGUUGGCAGCUGUUUUAAUCCAUUUUUGAAGUUUGAAGAGUUUUUGACUGUUGGUAUUGAUAUUGUCCCAGCUGUUGAGAGUGUCUACAAAUGUGACUUUUUAAACCUUCAGAUUCAUCAGCCUCUUCAGCUUGCCCAAGAUGCCAUUGAUGCUUUUUUGAAACAGUUGAAGAAUCCUAUUGAUUCCCUGCCUGGAGAACUGUUUCAUGUUGUGGUCUUUUCCCUCCUCCUUUCUUAUUUCCCUUCACCCUAUCAACGAUGGAUAUGUUGCAAAAAGGCCCAUGAACUACUUGUAUUAAAUGGAUUGCUUCUUAUUAUCACUCCUGACUCUUCCCAUCAGAAUCGCCACGCUAUGAUGAUGAAAAGUUGGAAAAUUGCUAUAGAAUCUUUAGGUUUUAAACGUUUCAAAUACUCAAAGUUUUCUCAUAUGCAUUUGAUGGCCUUUAGGAAAAUCUCACUGAAAACAACAAGUGACUUGGUGAGCAGGAACUAUCCAGGGAUGCUAUACAUUCCCCAGGAUUUCAACACUGUGGAAGAGGAAGAAUUUUCUAAUAAUUCCUGCUAUAUCCGAUCAGAUGUUGAAGAUGAACAACUGGCCUGUAGCUUCAUGGAGCUUCCAGAUGCUCCUUAUGACUCAGAUUCUGGGGAAAGCCAGGCUAGCUCUAUACCCUUCUAUGAACUAGAAGAUCCUAUAUUGCUUUUAAGUUAAUGUAACAAUUAAAAUCUGCUUCAGAGUCCAAAUUCCUUUUCCUGUAAAACUAAUUUUGCUAAAUCGACAUCUGCUCUGCACAUGAAGCAUUUACAAAAAAGGAAAUGCUAAAGGUUUUGAAAACUAUUACUAUUUUUUUGUACUUACAAAUUUUAAAAUGUAUUCUUGUAUUGAAAAAUUAACGUGUUUUAUGCAGAAUGGCUCAUGCCAUAGCAUGAACAGGGUUUACUUAGUAAUAUUCUAGAAAGGUACCAUCCCCUUCCAGUGCUGUGAACUGUGAUUCUGCAUUCUAUGCUGAUGUGCCCUGGUUUGAUACUUUUAAUCCUUUUGGUUGGGAUUCGUGAUAGCAUUUCUCAAAGGUUUGCACAAAAAGAGAUGAUAUGCACUGUUAAAUGUCUAAGAAAUAUGUUUAGAAAGCUUUGUUAGCCUUGAACUUGAACAAAAAAAAGUUUUGCUUGAGUUAAUGUUGAUCUGGUGAAUGGAAAUAACUGCAAAAUGACUUCACUUAAGUUGUAUUUGCAACUGGAGCACUUUCACAAAAUACAGAUCCUAUUACCCUUACGAUUCCUGGAAUGAAAUAUAAUACACAUGAGCAUAAACAGGUUUUUUAAAUUACCUCACAACUAGUGUUCUUGCCAUUGUUUUGAUUACACCGCUUUACCAAACUUUCUGAAUCAAACUACUUAAGUAGGAAAACUAGAUAACAUUGCUGAUGUUUUAUAACUUGAUAGUUAAAGCAAUGAGAAUAUAUGGAAUUGGGUCUGAUCCUAAGCAUAUAUAAACAUUUUUAGGGAAUGGGAGAAAAUAGAAGAUUGUUGCCUACUUCUAUGUCUAGAUGCCAGACUAGAUAGCUAAUCUGCAUUAGAAUAUGAAGUUCAAAAGUUAAUAUUAAUUUCAUUCAUUCUAGUUAAAAAUGAAGUAUAAUAGAUUUUGUUUUAAGAACAACCCCAGCAUUUCUGUUCUUAACUGCCCCAGAAUAGUUACAUUCAAAUAGCUAAGGAUCACUUCCUGACUUCAUAACUGACUAAAUGCAUUUAUGUUUGCUAUCUGAAUGAGGAUGCAGCCAAUAUAUUUUGGGAUAUAUAAAUCAACAGCUAAAAGAAAAAAUAGUUUUACAGUUUCAGAAAUGGUAGUAUUAAUAUUGACCAGCCAUUUCAGGAAUGUCACUGCACAGUUUGAAAGAAAAGUGUUUAUGGAGGGUUUUUAAAAAAAAUUACAAUGCUUUACCACUAAUUUUUUGCACUGAAGUUUCACAACUGACUUUUUACCUUGUGAUUUGCUUUUUACCUUGUGUGUUGAGUAAUCCAUGGUAUAGUAUUGCUUUGCAUAUAAUGUAUUUUUAAAAGUUCAUAAAUAUUCAAAUUGCAGUACUGAUAGUAACCAUACUAAAUUUAUCCUAGUGUGUAUAAAUUGUAUAAUGUGAAAUAAAUCAGUUUCGUGGGACAGAGAUAGACACAGUAGUAUCUUAGGCAAGACAGGUAAGGCUAGGUUACCAAAUCUGCCCCUUCUAAUGUCACCUAUUUUAAAAAAUAAUAUGUCUUUUGGCCUUAGCCUUAGGCAGUUAACUUGGAAAUAUUCUCUCCAAUUCCCCCCAAAAUCUUUUUAUAUACCAUUCCCAGGCUCAAGUAUUAUUCUCACAGCAACACUGAAAGUAACUGCUAUUAAAUGGUAGAAAUGCUAGCAUUGCUAGAAACCAAUCUUGGUGCAGAAAAUUAGUGUACUUCCCCUUACACCAGUAUUACAAAUCCAGCUUUUCAUCCUAUCUUCUAUAAGUUUGUGAUAAAAAAAUCACACUUUUGAAUUUUGUUAAUCCUUAUCUAAAUGCAUUCACUAGUGAAACAUGAACUAAAUAAAUAAAGGACAGUGAUUUCCAGCUCCUAAGUCAGAUUGGCAAACCACUUACCCCACAGAUAAAGCAAAAGUGGGGUAUGGAUGAGCUACAUUUGUGAAAAUGGUGCUAGAAAGCUUGCAGCCGAUAUUCCACAUCUAAGCAACUUUUCAAAUGGCCUUUGAACAAAACUAUUUACCGGUCAGGCAAAAGUUGCCUUCUAGUUAAAGAUUCCUUUUAACUAGAAUUAAAAAGCUUUCUCCUUUUAGUAUUGUUGGAAUAGUUUAAAAAUAUGUUAGCUUUAUCCCUCUUCCCAUAAUAAUAUUGUUUCCUGUUUACGUAUCCAGAAUAUGCAUGAUGUACUGUUUAAUUAGCAAAAAGGUCUCAAAACUCCAUAGUAUGAUGCAUUUAUGUUGUGUGUAUGUAUGUGGUAAUGUCAUUGUUUUCCAACUCAUUCUGAUGCCUAAUCCAGGUCAAGAUAUACGUAGAUGAAAUAGCUUCAUGUUUGAAGGGUAGAUAUUGGCCAGUAAUACCUGGUGGCUUGGUGAAAAGUAUGUUGUUUUUCCUGAAUGUUUGUAGGUAUGGUGAUAUUUUAAAUUACUUACUAUGUUUUACUGGAUAUAUUUUGACUGGAUAUACAAAUUUCAAGACAGCUGUGUAGAUUUGUCAGACUUUCCAAAAUCCUAGGGUUAACAAGGAAGAUACCCUUUCCAAGUAUACCACAAAAUGUCGCUUUUUUUCUUUAAGUUCUCAGAGAGAGCACAUCAGGAGAAAUGUAUCAUAUCAACAGUUUAACUGAGUAGUGUUGAUAUACACUAUUUCAUUCAGUUUGCCUUGAAUGAUCAAGAAAGCAAAACUGCCAUUAUUACAUUAGUAAUAGAGAAUUAGAGAAUAUAAAAUAAUAUUUUAUAACAAAAGCCAUAAUAGUGCUUGGUUAUAUUUAUACACAAUCUUGAGAGCAACUGUUUAUAUAGAUCAGUAAUAACAUAAUGCCAAAAAAGGGAUUUCUCCCAUAUCAACCAAAUAAUACCUUGCUCUGGAAGACACUGAGUUAACACAUUCUGUGGCUUGCUUUGUUGGUUGUACCCUGGUUUUUGGUUUUUAAAUCUGUUUACAGUUUAAUGUAAUGUUGGAAUCGAGCCAAUUGUAGCUUAUUCAACAACUGAGAUUAAACUGGCUUGUUACACUA
Python bivittatus (Burmese python) is the source of this 4310-nucleotide messenger RNA. It is a transcript of the gene SAMTOR, whose product is annotated as S-adenosylmethionine sensor upstream of mTORC1. Lineage: Eukaryota; Metazoa; Chordata; Lepidosauria; Squamata; Pythonidae. Gene Ontology annotation, biological process: negative regulation of TORC1 signaling. The record is from RefSeq and is a predicted model, not a curated record.